AUGCUAAAGGGAUAUUUGUCGCAUCUACUAUUCCAAAACUUUGGUCAUCAAGUCCUUGGUCUAGAAGUCUGCAAGAAAUUUAUUGAUCAAGCGUAUAAAACCCAAGAAAACUUAUACCCUUCGUGCAAAAAUAACGUCAUUUUUUCCGAGUUAUUUGUCCAAAUUGACAGCGAAAAAACUAUUGAAAGCUUGAUAGAAAAACAUUUUGGGAAAAACAGGCGGAUAUGCUUGACAGGACUACACGCCUGCGCGGAUUUGAGCGUGACAGUUUUGAAACUUUUUUCAAAAAUGGAAUGUGUCAAAGCUUUAUCGAUAAUGCCUUGCUGUUAUCACAGAACAGAAGUAAAGGAAGAAAUGCCAGAAAAAACAAUUUUCACAAAUUUUCCCUGUAGUAGAACAUUGAAAGAUAUUUUUGAACGGUUUGAAGGUGAAACCUAUCUAGGGACACCUUUUUUGCGAUUGGCUUGCCAGGAUACUUACGAAAGUUUUUUGGAAUUGUCUGAAAAGGAUUUAGAAACAAAGACGCAAGCGUUGCUGUUCAGAGCAGUUCUGGAAUUUGUUGCGGAAGACCAAAAUUGCACGGUGAAAAGACUGAAACGAAAAUCGGGCAAAUUGACAACAACUGACGGGGGAUUAUUUUUCGAGACUCAUUUGAAUAAUUUGCCCAGUUGCCACCGGUUGCUAGCUGCGCCCUCUUCUAUACCCAGGGAUAUAGACGAGCCAUUCUUGAUGGAGAUGCGUAGAAAAUGGGAAGAAUAUCACACGAAUAUCACAAAACGGUUAGCAGUGUCAGUGUAUAUAGCUCUCCAAGCACUCAUACAGAGCGUUUGUGAAAACGUCGUUUUAGUGGAUAGGAUUGAAAUGGUUCGAGAGUACGGGUAUUCUUGUAGGCUGAAGAGGAUUACGGACAGUAAGUUAUCGCCAAGGUGCUGGGCACUGGUUGCUGUCAAAGAUAUACAAUAAGCAGUGUUACCCCUUGUAUUUGUACAUAUUUAAUAA
Sitophilus oryzae (rice weevil) is the source of this 999-nucleotide messenger RNA. Its product is annotated as protein RRNAD1-like. Lineage: Eukaryota; Metazoa; Arthropoda; Insecta; Coleoptera; Curculionidae. The coding region runs from base 1 to 963 and encodes 320 amino acids. The transcript has 4 exons. The record is from RefSeq and is a predicted model, not a curated record.